This is a messenger RNA of Camelina sativa (false flax), 577 nucleotides long. RefSeq names its product signaling peptide TAXIMIN 1. Lineage: Eukaryota; Viridiplantae; Streptophyta; Magnoliopsida; Brassicales; Brassicaceae. The record is from RefSeq and is a predicted model, not a curated record.
GAGAAUCAGAUGCACCUAACUUACUUACAACUACAAGUUACACCGCGUCUCCCCUUUUCUCUCUCUCUCUCUAUAUUACCUCUUUAAUAAGAAGAAGACUUUUUACUUAAUAGAAAAUUCAGAGAAGAAGACGACGACGACGACGACUCACACAAGUCAUCAUCAUCAUACAGUUGUUGUAACACUCACCGGAGGAGAGAGCCACCAUGUGCGACGGAGACUGCCGCCCUCUCGGUUUCCUCUUAGGUCUUCCUUUCGCUUUCCUCUCUCUCCUUCUCUCCAUCGUCGGUGUCGUUAUCUGGAUCGUCGGAUUGUUGUUAUCAUGCAUAUGUCCUUGUUGCUUAUGUGUGACUGUGCUUGUUGAGAUCGCAAUUGGGUUGAUUAAAGCACCAAUUCAUGUUAUGGAGUGGUUCAUGUCCAAGAUCCCUUGUUGAUUUGAGAUCAUCUUCUUCAUUUAUGUACAUAACUUCUAUCUUAUUAUCAUUGGAUCUUGCUUUUUAUGUAAUUGUUAAAAAAUAAAUUCAGAUUUGUUGUUCAAUAAGAACAUGUAGUGUAGCUAUAUAUAUAUUCAUGGGAA